Drosophila novamexicana is the source of this 707-nucleotide messenger RNA. RefSeq names its product mediator of RNA polymerase II transcription subunit 29 (gene ix). Lineage: Eukaryota; Metazoa; Arthropoda; Insecta; Diptera; Drosophilidae. Gene Ontology annotation, biological process: regulation of transcription by RNA polymerase II. Gene Ontology annotation, molecular function: transcription coregulator activity; transcription factor binding. Gene Ontology annotation, cellular component: mediator complex. The transcript has a single exon. Bases 23 to 643 code for a protein of 206 amino acids. The record is from RefSeq and is a predicted model, not a curated record.
UGAGUUACAAAUUAAAGACAAAAUGAAUCCAAAUAUGAAUAUGAUGCAAAUGUCUGGGCCGCCUAUGAUGCAGGUCUCGCCCAUGAUGCAGUCGUCGCCACAGCCGAUGAUGCCCUCCGGACCACCCGGGCCCGUGCCAAUGCAGCAGCAGCACCAACAACAGCAGCAGCAGCAGCAGCAACAACAACAACAGCAACAACAACAACAAGCGGAAAAACUAGACAACAUCUCGAGAGUCAAGAGCCUUUUGGGACCUUUACGCGAGUCCAUGUUUCUCACGAUUCGCUCUAGUGCCUUUACGCUGCAGCAAAACAAUCUGGCCGACAACCUGAAACGCGAUACAGGCGGCCAUGGCCAUGUUCCCCGCUUCGACAAACACUUGGAGGACUUUUACGCGUGCUGCGACCAAAUGGAGCUGCAUCUUAAGACGGCGAUUCAGUGCAUGCAGCAGCUGACAUCGUCGCAGCAUUAUCUGCCCGGAGCUGUAACUGCGAUGAGAAUGGAAAACUUCAUGCAGGACAAUCCCGCUGGUCCCAUUCCAUAUCCCACAUAUCUGAAUACAGUGCGCGUCCACGUUCAGUCGGCGAAGGAUAUUCACGACACGCUGAUUAGCGCAGCCCAAAAUAUAUCUCAGGCCGAUUGAUAAUUGUAGUGCGGUUAUAUUUUAAGUCUGAUAUUUUAGAGGAAUUAAAGUUUUACAUAUAUUG